CUGAGUGUAAACACACACCAGAGAGACACCAGAGAUCAGCUGGGGAAGAUGACUAGACAAUUGUUGACAAUAUUUUUGGUCCUGGUGACCUUGAGCUCUACCAUGGGCAAGACAGAGAAGCAAGCCGCUGUCAAGAAAGAGAAGAGAGUCCCCCAGACUCUCUCUAGAGGAUGGGGUGAUCAGCUGAUUUGGGCGCAGACAUAUGAAGAGGCACUUUUCUGGGCACGCUCACAGAACAAGCCUCUUAUGGUCAUCUUCCACUUGGAUGACUGCCCACACAGCCAGUCUCUGAAGAAGGCUUUUGCUGAGGACAAAGAGAUCCAGAAGCUUGCUGAUGAAGACUUUAUUCUCUUGAACCUGGUGUAUGAAACCACAGACAAGCAUUUGUCGCCUGAUGGGCAGUACGUUCCCAGAAUCCUCUUUGUUGACCCCUCAAUGACUGUUCGUGCUGACAUCACUGGCCGCUACUCCAACCGCAUGUACGCCUAUGAGCCAAGUGACCUGAAACUCAUGUUGAGCAACAUGCAGAGAGCCAAGAAAUUCCUGAAAACAGAACUAUGAAAUGAAAGGAGAUGAUGCCUUUGGUCCCACAGUGGAUGUUCAUCCCACUGAGUGCUUAUGUUUGUUGUUUACUGAUGUAAAGAAACGCACUGUAAAUCUCUAAAUUCACUUUAGACAUGUUCAUUUGACCUAAUGUUACUGUCAGUCUUAAAGAGCUUUUCAUCUAAUGUACUGCAUCAGUGAUGCACUCUUUUUUGAAUAAAUAAAAAAUAAACUGCUUCAAA
Electrophorus electricus (electric eel) is the source of this 785-nucleotide messenger RNA. RefSeq names its product anterior gradient 2 (gene agr2). The record is from RefSeq and is a predicted model, not a curated record. NCBI's taxonomy places the organism in Eukaryota, Metazoa, Chordata, Actinopteri, Gymnotiformes, Gymnotidae. Gene Ontology annotation, cellular component: endoplasmic reticulum.